GACGGUAGCAGCCCGCAGUAGUAGUAGUAGUAUAGUCGUCGCGCAAGCAGGCGAUUAUAUGCACAGCAUAUAGGUAUCUAUAUACCGGCUGGAGAGUGAUCGCGCAACACACGCGCACGCACACACAUACGCAGUGAGGGGAAGCAAGCAGCCACCACCGCCGUAGUCGUCGUCGUCGCCGCGCGAAAUACAUACGCUUUGUACACACAAGAGAGAAGCAGUGUGAGUUUGCUGCGACCGACGAGCGACUCGACUCUCUGUGUGCCUGUGCUCCGUGCUGUCUGUGAGUGAACGCCGCGCGACAGAGAGACGGACCACGGCAAGUGCGUCUUAACUCUGGAUCCAUCGAGCUGCAGCGGAGAUCUUCGGCGGUGGCGGUGGCGGUGGGCGACAAAAUGUCGUGCACCUACGCUGAGGGCCUGUCGCCUUACGAGGACAAAGGCGUUCUCGGACUCGAAGAGAAAUUUGACACUGAUGAAACAUUGAGACUAAAAUGUGAGCUUUUGGCUGACUGGAUAAAAGGAGCUAGACAUGUUGUUGUUCAUACAGGAGCAGGAAUCAGCACUUCUGCUGGGAUUCCUGACUUUCGUGGUCCCAAUGGUGUAUGGACUUUGGAGGAAAAAGGUUUAAAACCAUCUAUGAGUACAUCAUUUGAUGAAGCAAUCCCUACAAAAGUACACAUGGCACUAAAAAAACUGAUUGAUACAAACAAAGUCAAAUUCAUCAUAAGUCAAAAUAUAGAUGGCCUACAUUUAAGAUCUGGAAUACCAAGGCAAUAUUUAGCAGAAUUACAUGGGAAUAUGUUUGUUGAGCAAUGUGAUAAAUGCGGAAAACAAUUUAUACGUAAUUUUCCGACAAAAAGCGUUGGUAAAAAAUGUUUGGAAACUGUGUGCAGAUCAGAGCAAAUAGGGGGUAGACCUUGCAGGGGUAAAAUGCAUGAUACUAUCUUAGAUUGGGAACACAAUUUACCAGACAGUGAUCUUGCAUUAGCUGAUCUACAUUCUAGUGUGGCUGAUUUAAGUGUAUGUUUGGGAACUACAUUACAAAUUAUUCCUAGUGGAAAUCUACCUCUAUAUACUAAAAAGUAUGGUGGUCGAUUAGUAAUAUGCAAUUUGCAACCAACAAAACAUGAUAAAAAAGCAGAUCUUAUAAUAAAUGGAAGACUUGAUGAAAUUAUAACAAAUGUGAUGAAAAAUUUGGGAAUGGAAAUUCCAGAGUAUGAUGUUUCUUCAGAUCCAACGCGAAAUACAGAAAUUAAUUCUCGUGAAAUGGAUUGGACGAUACCAACUACAAGAGUAAAAGAAAUGAAAAUUCUUUACAAAAAAGUCUGUACACCAGUCAAACGAAAACGACGAGCUACAUUCAUGUAUGAACGUGAAGAUAAAAUGCCUGUAAAAUAUACUCCCAAACGCAAAGAGAAAAAACAAGACAUUAAAGUCAAAGUAGAAGAUAAUGGUUCUUCUCCUAGUAAUCUUAACACUAACACAGAAGUAAAUUUUUCAAAAGAAGAAGUAAAAACUGAACCAAAUUAUGAUUCAAGUGAAGAUAACGCAUCAGAUGUACCAGCAAAAGAAAAUAAUGUUACGUAGUUGAUUUUCUAAUCAGAUUGAAAGAAUAUAUAAAUAUAUAUCUAUGUACUAUUUUAUUUCUAAGCACAACAAAUUAGUUAUAAUUGUGCAUAAAAAUUUCAACAUAAACAAUGUACAUGUUUAUAAUUCAAAAAACUAUUUAAUUUAUACUAAUGAUCCAAGUUAUUUAAAGGCCCAUGAUAGUGGUAACGUACAAAUUUUAACAAAAGAAAAUGAAGAAAUUAUGCUUUUAACUUUUGAAGAUUCGUACUAGUAGUGGUUGUGUCAUAUGGUACAGCUGAAAUAGCAUAAAAAUAGUGCAAAAGCAAGCUUGCAGUUUUAUAUUAAUAUAAAAAAAUAAAAUAAUCAUGAUUUCAAUAAACUGA
This is a messenger RNA of Trichogramma pretiosum, 1954 nucleotides long. It is a transcript of the gene Sirt6, whose product is annotated as NAD-dependent protein deacetylase Sirt6. The record is from RefSeq and is a predicted model, not a curated record. The transcript has 7 exons. The coding region runs from base 396 to 1589 and encodes 397 amino acids. Lineage: Eukaryota; Metazoa; Arthropoda; Insecta; Hymenoptera; Trichogrammatidae. Gene Ontology annotation, molecular function: NAD+ binding.